UGACCCAUCUCCGCUGGCGCAACCUCUUUACGCAUCUUGUUUUUUGAUCAACAAACAUCGGUGGCAAGUUGCGAGAACAACUUUGAGGCUAGCCACUGAGACCAUACAGAAGCACCUGUUGGACGUCAUUGGCAAGUUCCCUGUCCGACGGGCUCAGUCUUAGAACUAAGUCACCUAACAUCGUACAAGCCACCCCUCAUACUCUGGUCAUGGCGGUCAAACCUGACGAAGUAUUCAAACUGCUAUUCCAACAAGAGAAACUAGUGUUGGAUAACCGGCAGAGAGUCACCCAUAUCUAUGACAGAGGCGAGUUCUUUCGACUGAAGAGCGAACAACAAAACCACCCAAUUCAAAGAACCAAUGGGGUAUCCAGAAGAUCAGAAGUCGUUCACUUUGAACGCGGUUGUAUUGAAAAUAUUGCCGGCGAACUCGACGACGCCAGGACUUUUAGUCCCGUCGACCCAGAAAAGUGCUUCAUACCGCGGCGCAAGUUUAACCAGAUCAUGACCUUGAGUCGAGUUCGGUCUAUCGUCCACGAGCUUCAUUGCUUUAGGGAUGUGAAAGACAAGGAUCAGCUCGCCAUGGAAAUACGAUAUGGCAGUCUGGAUGGAACCAAGUCCCCUUGCGUCAAGCUACUCGCAAUUCUGAUUGCAAUCGACAAAGCUGAGGAUAUGGAAAGACACAUGGCGGGUGACGGACUCAGAGACAUCUGCCUGCCUCUAAAUAGGGUGGUUAGCGGCAAUAAUGAAACUCUUCGGUGCAGGAAACACGGAGAAUAUCACUUCAUCAACAGCUAUCGUCGGUCAAGCCUUCGAAGCAGAUUUGCCCAAUGGACAUACUCACUUUACUCCCCUUUCAUCAAAUGGGAGCAUGGAAAACAUCAUCAUUACUUGCUCGAUACAGGAGACGUCCUUCCCAUGGAGACUGUGGACCAGGUGAAGGAAGAGGAAAGGAAAUCGGAUUCUGGAGGAAAUUUAUAUGGAGGCUUCAGCGAGGUCUACAAAGUGAAGAUCUACGAAGACCAUUUCGAUUUUGGAGUGCAUGGGCUUCGACACCCACAAGGCUACUUUGCGCUGAAGAAGCUUACGUCUCAUAGUCGCGACAAUUUCAAUCUUGAAUUGUCGUCACUCGUCUCCACUGCUCAGAACUAUCAAAAGAAACACAUCAUCCAGCUUUUGGCCACUUUCGAGGUCAAAAAUGCGGCGACAAGGGAGUCGACCUUCUAUCUCUUGUUUGACUGGGCUGAUGGAACUUUGAACAAAUUUUGGCAGAGCAAUCAAGCUCUGGUGAGAGAUAAGCAGCACUGCGAAUGGAUGGCCACUCAAUUUUAUGAAGUCUGCGAGGCCCUUCGCUACGUUCAUAACGACCGUGAACCAACUGUACGAUAUCUGGAAGACCGAGACUCCAACAAGCAGCUGUAUGGACGUCAUGGAGACAUCAAGCCAGGGAAUAUUCUAUGGUUCAGAUCUAAGAGAUUUCCUCAUCCUGGUACCCUGGCACUGGCUGAUUUCGGUCUCGGAAGAUUACAUACCCAAGUCUCCCGCUCAAAGCAAGACCCCAACAACUUGGAGCGUACGGCAACAUACCGCUGCCCAGAAUUCGAUCUGGAAUUCGGUCUCGUGUCUCCACGAUCUGACAUUUUCAGUCUUGGAUGUGUUUUCCUCGAAUACGUCACCUGGUUUUUGCUCGGAGUUGAAGCCGUGGACGAAACCUUUAGUGAAUACAGAAUGGAACAAGAUAAACACGGCUUCAACUCCGAUGUCUUUUUCUCCAUCAAAGAAGAAAGGGCUUUCCUCAAGGGCUCAGUUAUCACAUGGAUCGCGAAGCUUCAGAAUCACCGUGAUUGCUCUUGGUAUAUCUGGGAAUUGCUUGAAGUCAUUCGAGAUCGCAUGCUAGAUCCCGAAUCAAAAACGAGAAUCCCAUCGAGCUUACUAAGCAAACGAAUGAAGGAACUUUUGAAAGCUUGCACCGACGACUCUGAUUACUAUCUCAAGCCGAAACGCUGAGGUUCGCGAAAUAGAUGGCUGAGAGGCGCAGGCACUUUUCCCGAGGCCUGGGAUGGUGAAUGGACUACAAAUCCUUCACGCUCUCAAGCCAAAGCCUAGAAGCAAGAACUGUACUUAAGCCCUUACCAGAUCUCAAUCAUAUAGGUAGAAACCAUGUUUCCCUGUUCAACGA
This is a messenger RNA of Colletotrichum godetiae, 2178 nucleotides long. RefSeq names its product protein kinase. Gene Ontology annotation, molecular function: protein serine/threonine kinase activity; ATP binding. Bases 210 to 2006 code for a protein of 598 amino acids. NCBI's taxonomy places the organism in Eukaryota, Fungi, Ascomycota, Sordariomycetes, Glomerellales, Glomerellaceae. Gene Ontology annotation, biological process: peptidyl-threonine phosphorylation; peptidyl-serine phosphorylation. The transcript is spliced from 3 exons. The record is from RefSeq and is a predicted model, not a curated record.